Messenger RNA from Selaginella moellendorffii, 701 nucleotides. Its product is annotated as fanconi-associated nuclease 1 homolog. The coding region runs from base 1 to 591 and encodes 196 amino acids. Gene Ontology annotation, cellular component: nucleus. The transcript is spliced from 5 exons. Gene Ontology annotation, biological process: interstrand cross-link repair. The record is from RefSeq and is a predicted model, not a curated record. Lineage: Eukaryota; Viridiplantae; Streptophyta; Lycopodiopsida; Selaginellales; Selaginellaceae. Gene Ontology annotation, molecular function: flap-structured DNA binding; zinc ion binding; hydrolase activity, acting on acid anhydrides, in phosphorus-containing anhydrides.
AUGGUACUUAAAUGGAUAAAGUCUCCUCCGCUCGAGACUGGGGUCGACUGUAACCCGGCGGCAGGGUCUCCAAAACCGGAAGUUUCUUCUACUUUUGAAAGCUUUGAGGAGCCCGACGUGGCCAACAGCGUCCUUCCGGCAGAGCUCAACAGUGAAACUAGAGAUCUUUACAAUGGUUGCCUGGAGGCAAGGAUUGCUGGCCGCAAGUGCCACAGAGACGUCGAGUGCCAAGCUGGGAUGCGAGUUCACCUGGUAAGGGAACCAGAAAAUCCCAUGGAUACAUACGCUGUGAAGGUGCUUACGGCGGAUGGGCUUUCGCUGGGACAUAUUCCAAAAGAGCUUUUGCGUUAUUUGUCUCCUCUCAUGGACAAAGGCGUGGUAGACGUUCAGGGAUAUGUCUCCGAGAGUACAUCGGAAGCUGCACGCCUCAAGCUUGAUUUGCGUGAGAUCCAGAGUCGGACUAUUGGAAGUCUCUCAGAAUUCUCGUUUAGAAGAGAGCCUGCUCGUUGCAGAAAACGGAUUAAACGAUUUCAACGUCCGAGGAGGGGAUCGUAUCGCUUUGCAACGGAGGGUUCUCUGACUAGGAAAUAGAAGGUGGACAGUACCUCCAUAUGCAGCGCUUUUAAAGAAAAAACACAAGGUGGUGACGAUUAUGGGAAGGCCGCUAAACAAUGCCAAUGGAAUGAAGAGCAGAUUUUAUG